AUGAAGACCUUGCUACCAGAGUAUAGCGGCAUGCUGGGCCACCGCAAUGAGGCUUUGCCCACGGUGGGAGCGUUCGUGCUUGCAACCACCAUAUCCUUAUGUUUUCUGUAUGGUAUUUGGAUGUACACAUCUACUACUGCAUACCCUGGCUUUUCAUUUAUUGGGAAAGAUGAAAAAACAAAGACCACCUGGCAGUUGAAGAUGCUCUGGGUCAAACAGGCGAAGAGGCUCAUUUACGAUACGCUUGGCAAGACGAACAAGCCGUUCCAGCUUAUGGCCAGUACUGGGCCGCUGAUAAUCCUGCCCGCCCAUUUCAUGGACGAAGUUCGCAACGACGACCGAAUGACCUUCGCUGCUGCCCUGAAGAAAGACUUUUUCUCGAAUUACCCAGGAUUCGAGGGGUUUCGUCCGGCAGUCGACAAUCAUGUCUUCACAAAAUCUGUCAGGAUUGGCCUUACGCAAGCCAUUGGCCAAGUCACAGAACUUCUCUCACUAGAAAUGGCAGGAAUGCUUCGCGGGAUGUGGCCAGUCAAAGACGAAUGGACGAGCACGAAAUUCAAUCAAGAUGCACUGACAAUAAUCGCACGAUUAUCGUCACGUAUCUUCUUGCCUGAGCCCCUAUGCCAUGAUCCGCAGUGGUUAGACAUCGCGGUUAAUUACACGGUUGAUUUUUUCACAGCAGCCUUUACCUUGAGGAUGUGGCCUAAGGGCUUGCGGCCAUUUGUCCACUGGGUCUUACCCCAAACUCGCAAAAUCCGUAAAGAGGUCGCAACAGCAACCCGUCUCAUCGAACCUGAGCUUUCUCGCCGCUCGAAAGUAAAAGCGGAGGCGCUUGCGGCCGGAAAGGAAGCCCCAAAAUAUGUGGACGCCCUGGCAUGGAUGGAGGCUGCCGCCGGAGAUCAAGCAGAUCAGUACAACUACGUAUGGGGCCAACUGAACUAUUCUCUCGGUGCCAUUCACACGACAUCGAUGACAUUUGUGUAUGUCGUCUACGAUUUGAUCGAGCAUUCCGAGUACAUUCCUUUAUUAAGAGAGGAAAUUGCGGCUGUGUGGAAACCGGGCGAUGUUUUGACCAAGAACGUGCUGUACAACCUCAAACUGAUGGACAGUUUCAUGAAGGAAAGUCAGAGGCUCAGUCCGGUAACACUCAUGCCUAUGAACCGAGUUGCGCAAGAGAACGUUACUCUAUCUGACGGGACCGUGAUCCCCAAGGGGGCUGGACUUGGUAUUCCAAUCACCGCAAUGACGGAUGAGAAGUAUCACAAGGACCCUCUCACCUUUGACGGCCAUCGCUUCUACAACCUACGCCAGCAGCCUGGUAAUGAGACAAAAUACCAAUUUGUCACCACCAGCAACGACCAUAUCGCAUUUGGCCAUGGCAAGCAUGCUUGUCCUGGCCGGUUCUUCGCCUCCAACGAGAUUAAGAUUGCCCUAGUGCAGAUGCUUACAACCUACGAUUUCAGAUUCCCCCCGGGCAAGGGCAGGCCGAUACCUCUCGAGAACGGAGUGAGCAUGGUCCCGGAUCCGAGAGGCCAAAUUCAAUACCGACGCAUUAGGGAAUAA
This is a messenger RNA of Exophiala oligosperma, 1563 nucleotides long. RefSeq lists its product as uncharacterized. Gene Ontology annotation, molecular function: oxidoreductase activity, acting on paired donors, with incorporation or reduction of molecular oxygen; heme binding; iron ion binding. The record is from RefSeq and is a predicted model, not a curated record. Lineage: Eukaryota; Fungi; Ascomycota; Eurotiomycetes; Chaetothyriales; Herpotrichiellaceae. Bases 1 to 1563 code for a protein of 520 amino acids. The transcript has 4 exons.